Neurospora crassa OR74A is the source of this 1089-nucleotide messenger RNA. RefSeq lists its product as hypothetical. The record is from RefSeq and is a predicted model, not a curated record. Bases 1 to 1089 code for a protein of 362 amino acids. The transcript has 5 exons. NCBI's taxonomy places the organism in Eukaryota, Fungi, Ascomycota, Sordariomycetes, Sordariales, Sordariaceae.
AUGACCUGCCUGAACGCGUUCCUGACCGCCCUGUUUGGCAAGGUCCUCUCAGCCUUCAUUUGGCUCGGCGUGUUCGCUUGGAAUGUGUACUUCGUCUGGCCGGGUUGGCCGCUUCUCAACCUGGCAAGCCGCGAGGACGUGUUCAAUCAAUUGGACAAGAUGGCGGAACAUGCCAAAUCUCUCAUCGAAGAAUUUGCGAAGUGCGCGGUUGGGGAUUCCAGGGCUGAGAUUAAGCGGCGUGUCAAGAGCGCCAACGAGCUCGCUCAGAAAAACAAGUGGAAGGCCGAGGUAACCCUUGAGGACAUAGAGAUCAAGACUGAACUCACUGAAGAGAUUGUCGAGAGAAAGAUGGACCUCCUCGUAGGCAAACAGGGUGAAAUGUUGAGAACGCCUGCGGCAAGGCAUACAAUCGCCUUGGAAACCGACAAGAUGGCACCAGUAUACGACGUGGAAUACGAUUUCCACCCAGACGGUACCGCAAUCCCUUACCUGGUUGAAGUCGAUUCCUCCUCAGGAGGUUCCAGCCCGAUCCUCCACCGACCUUCCGAUCUCGAAGAUGUCGACUAUUGGUUUCGACUCGAGUAUGCCGACUGGGAAUCGGCACUCAAUAAGGACCCAAAGACGCGUACCUCUUCAGCUCCACGACCUGUUGCUAGGAACAAGAGAUCAUGGAACGGAAGAGGCGAGAUGGAAAAGCGUGUUAAGAGGCAGAGGCUGGACCUCGAUGGAUCUUUCAAUACGGCUUGCCGCUACCAACGAGCCAUACAUCGCAGAGGCACAAACAAUCUGGCCCAUAAACACACCCACCAUAUUCUGGUUCCUGGGUACUACGGGAUGAGACCGAUGGUGAUCCGGGGAACUUCAAGGAACUCGCAGGGCAAUCACGCCUUCGCUCGCGCCGCCAAUUAUUUCAAGGAGCGCAUGCCCGGUCGCUUAGCGCAUGACAACCUCCCGAACAACCUCACCAGUCUUCCUCGCGCCCCGAGCUACGGCGGUGCCCUUUAUCAGCAGAAGGGAUAUCGUGUGCUGCGCGUGAAGGACGUCCUCCACGGCCGCACGCCUCCGGUCCUGUUGGUGGCGGUGCGAUGA